Protobothrops mucrosquamatus (brown spotted pit viper) is the source of this 2570-nucleotide messenger RNA. RefSeq names its product G protein nucleolar 3 (gene GNL3). The record is from RefSeq and is a predicted model, not a curated record. Gene Ontology annotation, molecular function: GTP binding. NCBI's taxonomy places the organism in Eukaryota, Metazoa, Chordata, Lepidosauria, Squamata, Viperidae. Bases 348 to 1955 code for a protein of 535 amino acids. The transcript has 15 exons. Gene Ontology annotation, cellular component: nucleolus.
AGUGCAGCAGCUAUGGGAGGACAAACCAGCGUGGGCCGGUAGUGGGAGUCGAACAGUUGGUUAAUAACUCGCAACUGGAGAGACGCGGGGAAAGGAGCUCCGUACAGGGUGUCUUUCCUGGGCCUUUGCUUCGCGAGCUGGUCCGGCCAAAAGUGACCUAGAUCGGGAGGGGCCGCUUGUUUCCACAAGGAACGAGUGUAGAGACGUGCUCCGGACAGGCACAUGUGAUCCAGGCCCACUUGAUCCAUCCUGAUCUUCCCCAGAUGCGUUGGACUGCUCUUCCGCAGCCAGCAGAGCCAUGAGGGCUGGAGAUGGGAGAAGUCUAGCUGAAAAAAGCUAGUAAGCGCAUGACCUGCCACAAACGUUAUAAAAUACAGAAAAAGGUACGAGAACACAAUAAAAAACUACGAAAAGAAGCCAAAAAACAUAAGCACAAGAAGCCAAAGAAAGAUCCCGGAGUUCCCAAUACUGCUCCAUUUAAAGAAGAGAUUCUUCGGGAAGCUGAACAUAGGAAACAACAGCGUGAAGAAUUGAAACAGAAGCAAAAACUUGCUCGUCAGAAGGAAUUCGAAAAGAAACGCAACCAACAAGCAAAUAAAAAGGAUGCAGGUGAUGAGAAAUCAACUACAAAGCAAAAAAUGAAAUCUAGCCAGCAGGUCCAAAAAAAUUCAAAGAAAUCAUUUUGUGGGGAGUUAAAAAAGGUAAUUGAGGCUUCAGAGGUCAUACUUGAAAUCUUGGAUGCUAGAGAUCCUCUAGGCUGCAGAUGUCCACAGGUUGAGCAACUUAUUGCUCAGUCUGAUGAAAGAAAAAAAAUAAUUUUGGUUUUAAAUAAAAUUGAUCUGAUACCAAAAGAAAACUUAGAGAAUUGGUUAAGUUAUUUAAAUAAAGACCUUCCAACUAUUGCUUUUAAAUCUGCAAUGCAGAUAAAAGACAGAACUGUGCAAGAGAGAAGAAAGACAAAAAAGAAUAGUGCAUAUCUUGAAUUAUCAAGAGCAAGUAAAUGCUUUGGAAGUCAAUGCCUCCUGAAACUUCUUCAAGGAUAUUGCAUGACUAAAGAUGAAGGAAUACAGGUUGGGGUGAUUGGUUUUCCAAAUGUGGGGAAAAGCAGCAUAAUCAAUAGUCUGAAAGAAGUACGCGCCUGCAACGUGGGACCGGAGAGAGGCCUAACAAAGUCCAUACAAGCAGUGCACAUUGACAAACGUAUCAAGAUGUUGGAUAGUCCCUGUAUAAUUGCAGCACCUUCAUGCUCUGCUCUAGCUUUAGCACUGAGAAGUAUCACAAAUGCUGAAAACCUACUUGAUUCAGUAGAUGCUGUUCUGAAGCACUGUAAGAAACAGCAGAUCAUGUUACACUAUAAUAUCCCAGACUACAGGAAUUCUCUGGAAUUUUUAACUUUGCUCGCUCAAAAAAGAGGAAUGUUGAAAAAAGGUGGUCUUCCUGAUACAGAAGGUGUGGCUAAAUUACUGCUCUGUGACUGGACAGGUGCCAAAGUUAGUUACUAUUCUCGACCUCCUGAACCAUGGACUCCAUCUCCAAAUCUUUCAAGAGAAGGAGUAGCAACAGUGCAGGAGGGUUUUAAUUUUCAGGAAUUGGAAGAAGAUAACAAAAACACUGUAAAAGCUAACAAAUACCCUAACCAGGCAAGCACUAUUGUCUUCCAAUCUCUUGGCUUCACGGAUGGCAUCAUGGAAGAAGAUAAUGAACAGCCAGAGGAAGCCCUGGAAUCAGAGAAUGCGGAAGAUAAUGAUGAAGAAUUAAUUGAAGAAGAAAUUGAGGAUGAUGAAAAUGACCUUGAUGUUGUGAAAGAGGAAAAUGGUGCAUUAGUGAGUAGUCAAACCCUCUCUGAAGAAUUGAAAACAAAGAAUGCCAAUUUGGACAAGUUAUCUAUAGAUGAUAAAGAACUCAAAACCAGUGACCUGGAUGAUGCCUAUGACUUCAAUACUGAUUACAUGUAAAGAAAAUAUGACAAAAAUCCAAGUAUUUUUCACAUUCUGGAGUGAAUUCCUAUUCUGAUAUCCUACGGUUUUUUGAAGCUACCGAAUAUCAGAUUCUUGUAAAUAUAUUAGAAACAGCAGCUGAUAAAGGAAAGAUACUUUCUGAUGUAGUAAACUUUGUUCAGUAAAUGCUUUGAUCACAUGUACUAUAAUCGGAAGUAAAAUCAAUGUUUUAUAAAAGCAGAAUGAAGCAACAAUUUAGACUGUAACCUGUGGAGGGCUUCUUGUGUUUUAAAUACAGCAAGUAUGGAUAACAUGUCUUUCUGCUUUUCAAACUGGAAAAAAACCCUGAACUGCAUUGCAGAAAAUCCUAUGGUGGAAUGAAAAUCAUUUUUCUUGGGUUUUUUCCCCCUCUCUACAGUUGUAUGCAUACCACUAAGAUGAAGGUUGCAGCCUAUAAAAGGGUAAAGGAAUAGGGUGAAGAUUGCUUUUUUAAAAAAUUAUGCACUUCUCAGAAUCCUGUAGCCUCCGUUCCAUCUUAAUAAGGCAUAAUUAUGUUUGUAUAUAGGAACCCAUAAUGCAGUUUUUAGGAAAGUACAUGUGUAAUUAGAAAAUAUAAAGUGUACAUAUAUUUGU